AUCAAUGUUGAUGCAUUUUAACUUUUUUUUUUUAAUCCAUUUCCUGAUUUGUAUAAAUGAUGUGUUUUAUUUUAGUGACAUUAUAAUUCAGGAGGCGUCUGUCUGUUGACGUCACAGAUGAACAGAAACAUGACUUCAACACAAAAGAAAACUCACCGCUGUGACGACUGUGGCAAAGAGUUCAGCAGACCGAGUCAGUUGAAGAUUCAUCACAGAGUUCACACUGGAGAACGACCGUUCAGCUGCGACGUCUGCGGGAAAACAUGUAAUACAAAAGGCCAAUUAACAGUUCAUCAGAUAAUUCACACAGGAGAGAGACCAUACGGCUGUGACCAGUGUGACAAAACAUAUAAGAGAAUAGGAGAGCUAACGGUUCACCAGAGAGUCCACACUGGAGAAAGACCAUACAGCUGUGAUCAAUGUGACAAGACCUACAAGAGAAAAGGAGAACUGACACUUCAUCAGAGAGACCACGCUGGAGAAAAACCCUACAGCUGCGAGCAGUGUGGGAAAACCUUCUCUCGGUUGUACAACCUCAGUAAUCACCAGCUCAUUCACACCGGAGAGAAACAGCAUUACUGUCGAGAAUGUGGGACACGCUUCACGCAGCGGAUAAGCCUCAUUGUCCACCAGCGCAUCCACACCGGAGACAAACCCUUCAGCUGUGAACAGUGUGGGAAGAGCUUCUCCCAGCUGAGCAGCUACAACGUCCACAGAAACCUCCAUACCAAGGAGACCAUCUUCUCCUGUAAACACUGUGGGAAGGUGUUGAGCACAUACUACGGACUCCAGACUCAUGAACGAAUCCACACCGGAGACCGACGCUACAGGUGUAAAUACUGCGACAAAGCCUUCAUCUCUUCAUCCAGUCUCUCAACCCAUGAGCGCGUUCACACCGGAGAGAAACCGUACUGGUGUGACUGGUGUAAGAAGAACUUCAGCCAGUCGUACCAAUUGAAGAAACACAAGUGUGUUAGCGAGACCCAUAACAGAGCAGAUUAGUUUGUAUUUGACAAAGGAAUAUUCAGUUUUCUGACAAUAAUGACAACAUCUACACAUCAUCUCAGAUCAUGAACAGAACUGUAGGGUCAUGAUUUUUAUGGAAACAUGGUUUAAGGAACUUCGUGGACGAAGCAUCUUCAGAGCUGAUGACAGAAACAGAGGGUUUGAUCAUCUAUGAGUGUAAACAGAAUCCAGGCGUUCACUUUAACUAUAAUUAGCACAGAUAGCAGUUAGCAUACAGAGCUAAAGACUAUGCUGAGCCUCAAACCGCAUAUUUCUGCACUUAAACUCAAUAUUUUUACUGUAUGAGCAUGUUCACACUGUCAGUUACACCAAAGGCGCAUUAAGUACUUGGAUCUUCACUCACAAUGGUAAAAACUUUAUUGUUGAAUACCAAAAAUGAGGAGUAACAGUAGAGAGAGCGUCAUUGCAUUUUUGUCGUUGAAUAUUUGCUCUGUACAAAAUCAGUCAUAAAAAUCUUAGUACAAUUAGAAGGUACAUGGUGAUGAAUAAUGCAUCAAGGUUGAGUUUAAAGGAAAAUAUUCAGGGAGGCAUUAAAGCACUGCUGAUGAAUUAUUAAGGGUCCUGUAGUCCAACGGCAUAUUUAAAGAUAUUUAUUAACAUCCGUUUGACCUUUCAAGGUCACUCAA
Sphaeramia orbicularis (orbiculate cardinalfish) is the source of this 1652-nucleotide messenger RNA. RefSeq names its product zinc finger protein 239-like. The coding region runs from base 118 to 1002 and encodes 294 amino acids. Gene Ontology annotation, biological process: regulation of gene expression. The transcript is spliced from 2 exons. Lineage: Eukaryota; Metazoa; Chordata; Actinopteri; Kurtiformes; Apogonidae. Gene Ontology annotation, cellular component: nucleus. The record is from RefSeq and is a predicted model, not a curated record.